AUGCCCCGGCCGGAGCUGCCCCUGCCGGACGGCUGGGAGGAGGCGCACGACUUCGACGGCAAGGUCUACUACAUAGACCACACGAGCCGCACUACCAGCUGGAUCGACCCGCGGGACAGGUACACCAAACCGCUCACCUUUGCUGACUGCAUUAGUGAUGAGUUGCCGCUGGGAUGGGAAGAGGCGUACGACCCACAGGUUGGAGAUUACUUCAUAGACCACAACACCAAAACCACUCAGAUUGAGGAUCCCCGGGUACAAUGGCGGCGGGAGCAGGAGCACAUGCUGAAGGAUUACCUGGUGGUGGCCCAGGAGGCCCUGAGUGCACAAAAGGAGAUCUACCAGGUGAAGCAGCAGCGCUUGGAGCUCGCGCAGCAGGAGUAUCAACAGCUUCAUGCCGUCUGGGAGCACAAGCUGGGCUCCCAGGUCAGCUUGGUCUCUGGUUCGUCAUCCAGCUCUAAGUAUGACCCUGAGAUCCUGAAGGCUGAAAUUGCCACAGCAAAAUCCCGGGUUAACAAGCUGAAGAGAGAGAUGGCUCACCUCCAACAGGAGCUACAGUUCAAAGAGCGUGGCUUUCAGACACUGAAGAAAAUCGAUAAGAAAAUGUCUGAUGCUCAGGGCAGCUACAAACUGGACGAAGCGCAGGCUGUCCUGAGAGAGACAAAAGCCAUCAAAAAGGCCAUCACCUGUGGAGAAAAGGAAAAGCAAGAUCUCAUUAAGAGCCUCGCCAUGCUGAAGGACGGCUUCCACACCGACAGAGGGUCUCACUCUGACCUGUGGUCCAGCAGCAGCUCUCUGGAGAGUUCAGGUUUCCCGCUGCCGAAACAGUACCUGGAUGUGAGCUCCCAGACGGACAUCUCAGGAAGUUUCGGCACCAGCAGCAACAAUCAGUUGGCGGAGAAGGUGAGAUUGCGCCUUCGAUGUGAAGAGGCUAAGAGAAGGAUCGCCAACCUGAAGAUCCAGCUGGCCAAGCUCGACAGCGAGGCCUGGCCGGGGGUGCUCGACUCCGAGAGGGACCGGCUGAUCCUCAUCAACGAGAAGGAGGAGCUGCUGAAGGAGAUGCGCUUCAUCAGCCCCCGGAAGUGGACCCAGGGGGAGGUGGAGCAGCUGGAGAUGGCCCGGAAGCGGCUGGAGAAGGACCUGCAGGCGGCCCGGGACACCCAGAGCAAGGCGCUGACCGAGAGGUUGAAGUUAAACAGUAAGAGGAACCAGCUGGUGAGAGAGCUUGAGGAAGCCACCCGGCAGGUAGCAGCUCUGCACUGCCAGCUGAAAAGCCUCUCUGGCAGCAUGCAGAGCCUGUCCUCGGGCAGCAGCCCCGGAUCCCUCACGUCCAGCCGGGGCUCCCUGGCCGCCUCUAGCCUGGACUCCUCCACCUCAGCCAGCUUCACCGACCUCUACUAUGACCCCUUCGAACAGCUGGACUCGGAACUACAGAGCAAGGUGGAAUUCCUGCUCCUGGAGGGGGCCACGGGCUUCCGGCCCUCGGGCUGCAUCACCACCAUCCACGAGGACGAGGUGGCCAAGACCCAGAAGGCAGAGGGGGGCGGCCGCCUGCAGGCCCUGCGCUCCUUGUCCGGCACCCCGAAGUCCAUGAGCUCCCUGUCCCCCCGUUCCUCGCUCUCUUCCCCGUCCCCGCCCUGCUCCCCUCUCAUCGCCGACCCCCUCCUGGCUGGAGACGCCUUCCUGAGCAACCUAGAGUUUGAAGACCCCGAGCUGAGUGCCACUCUUUGCGAACUGAGCCUUGGCAACAGCACCCGGGAGAGGUACCGGCUGGAGGAACCCGGAACAGAGGGCCAGCCUCUGGGCCAAGCUGCGAAUAAGGCUCAGGGGUGCGACCUGAAAGUGGCCUGUGUCUCAGCUGCGGUGUCGGAUGAAUCCGUGGCCGGGGACAGUGGUGUGUAUGAGGCUUCCGUGCAGAGACUGGGUGCCUCAGAAGCCGCUGCUUUUGACAGUGACGAGUCAGAAGUAGUGGGUGCAACCCGGGUUCAGAUUGCCCUGAAGUAUGAUGAGAAGAAUAAGCAGUUUGCAAUAUUAAUCAUCCAGCUGAGCAACCUUUCUGCUCUGUUGCUGCAGCAAGACCAGAAAGUGAACAUUCGCGUGGCUAUCCUUCCCUGCUCCGAGAGUACCACCUGCCUGUUCCGGACCCGGCCUCUGGACGCCUCGGACACCCUGGUGUUCAAUGAGGUGUUCUGGGUGUCCAUGUCCUACCCAGCCCUUCACCAGAAGACCUUAAGAGUCGACGUCUGCGCCACCGACAGGAGCCAUCUGGAGGCGUGCCUGGGAGGCGCCCAGAUCAGCCUGGCUGAGGUCUGCCGGUCCGGGGAGCGGUCGACUCGCUGGUACAACCUCCUGAGCUACAAAUACUUGAAGAAACAGAGCAGGGAGCCCAGACCAGUGGGAGCCAUGGCCCCCAUGCCAGGACCUGAAAGCACGGAUGCCGUGUCUGCUUUGCUGGAACAGACAGCCGUGGAGCUGGAGAAGAGGCAGGAGGGAAGGAGCAGCGCACAGACCCUGGAAGACAGCUGGAGGUGCGAGGAGGGGACCAGCGAGAACGAGGCAGCAGCUGAGGAGGAGGAAGAGGGGGAAGGGGAAGAGGACGUUUUCGCUGAGAAAGCCUCACAUGAUAUGGAUGAGUGCCCAGCGCUAAAGGUGGACAAAGAGACCAACACGGAGACCCCGGCCCCAUCUCCCACGGUGGUGCGGCCCAAGGACCGCCGGGUGGGUGCGCCAUCUCCAGGGCCGUUUCUUCGAGGGAGCACCAUCAUCCGCUCCAAGACCUUCUCCCCGGGCCCCCAGAGCCAGUACGUGUGCCGGCUGAACCGAAGUGACAGUGACAGCUCCACCCUGUCCAAGAAGCCGCCUUUUGUUCGAAAUUCCUUGGAGCGGCGCAGCGUCAGGAUGAAGCGGCCUUCGUCUGUCAAAUCCCUGCGUGCUGAGCGCCUACCACGCACCUCGCUGGACCUCGAGUUGGACCUGCAGGCGACCAGGACCUGGCACAGCCAGCUGACUCAGGAGAUCUUGGUGCUGAAGGAGCUCAAGGAGCAGCUGGAACAGGCCAAGAGCCACGGGGAGAAAGAGCUUCCACCGUGCUUGCGGGAGGACGAGCGCUUCCGCCUGCUGCUGAGGAUGUUGGAGAAGCGGCAAAUGGACCGAGCAGAGCACAAGGGCGAGCUUCAGACAGACAAGAUGAUGAGGUCGGCUGCCAAGGACGUGCACAGGCUUCGAGGCCAGAGCUGUAAGGAGCCCCCAGAAGUGCAGUCUUUCAGGGAGAAGAUGGCAUUUUUCACCCGGCCUCGGUUGAAUAUCCCGACCCUCUCUGCGGAUGACGUCUAA
This is a messenger RNA of Lipotes vexillifer (Yangtze River dolphin), 3333 nucleotides long. RefSeq names its product WW and C2 domain containing 1 (gene WWC1). Gene Ontology annotation, molecular function: kinase binding; molecular adaptor activity. The transcript has 24 exons. Gene Ontology annotation, biological process: regulation of DNA-templated transcription; negative regulation of organ growth; cell migration. Gene Ontology annotation, cellular component: cytoplasm. Bases 1 to 3333 code for a protein of 1110 amino acids. NCBI's taxonomy places the organism in Eukaryota, Metazoa, Chordata, Mammalia, Artiodactyla, Lipotidae. The record is from RefSeq and is a predicted model, not a curated record.